AUGUCUCUUCAACAAUUGGACCCCAACUGUGUGGUUUCAUUCGAGUACUCAAAGAAGAAUGAGGACCUCUUGGUUUCUGCAUUGCAUAAGAACGGGUUGCCAAAUUUAGUUAGACCAGGCGAAACUUCUGAUAUUGGCUAUGCCUUUGUACGUUUCGAGAAAAGUGACGACGGAAACACUGGCGCUCACAACAAGCAUUAUCAAAGAACUAGUCAAACCAUUUCCAACUUCCAUAACCUUAUAACUGAUUGUAAUUUCAUUAAGGAAGUAACUCCAUUUUAUGAUGUAGAAACUUCCAAAAAAUUAAAUGAAUUGUCUGCACAAUUGAUCUUUAAGGAUUUCUUUCAUUUACCUAAGGAUUAUGAGCUGUUGGAUUUUAAUAAUUUGACUAAUAAUCCAAGACAAUCUUUAUAUUUUGCAUUUUUCAAGAAUUAUAUGAAUUGGCUAGGCAUACUAUCAAUUGUUGGCGCCACAUUCAGAUUCUUCACAUAUUCCCAGAAAUUUCCUUGGGAAUUCAACUCAUAUUACUGUUUUUUCUUAGUCAGUUGGUCCAUGUUAUUUGUUGCUCAAUGGAUUUAUAAGAAACAAAAAUACUACAAUGCGAAAUUCAAUACAUUCCUAUACGUUUCCACCAACUCACACGAUUUGACUUCCAAGACAGUUGAUACUCCUGUAAGUGUUAUGUUGAAGAAAUGUUGCUUUAUUCCAAUUAUAUUGCUAUUUGUGACUGUCUUAUUGCUAUUGCAAUUCGGAUUUUUCCUCAUUGAAAUAUUUAUUACUCAAUUAUAUUCUGGUCCAUUCGUCUCCAUCCUAUCUUUAUUACCCACCGUAUUAAAUAUGGUCUGUGUUCCACUUUUAAUGAAAGUGUACAAUACCUUUUUCGUUAACAAAUUUGUUAGUUGGGAAAAUGGGCCCAACGAAGAGACUUCCAAAUUGGAGAAGAAUUUCAUUUUCACUUUCUUAAUUAAUUAUGUCCCAUUAUUAAUAACUCUUUUCAUUUAUUUGCCAUUUGGUUAUCAAUUAUUCCCUAAUUGGAAUCAAUUCUCUGCUGUUCGUGCAUUCAAAGUGAAUGCCAGCCGUCAUCAAAGUCAAUUUUUUUACUUUAUUGUGACUAAUCAAUUGAUUAUCUUUGCCAUGGAUAACAUUUUACCCACUGUCUUAAGUUUAGUCAAGGGUAAAUUAGCCAAGAAUACUAAAGACAACAAGACGAUAACUAUGAUGAGAGACACAUUUAAACGUGAUGUACCUCAAUGGGAAAAAUUACUUAAGGGUCCAUUAAGCGGACGUCAAGAAUUCGAUUUGAAUGCCAACUAUCAAAAGAUUAUACUACAAUUUGGAUUUAUUUCCAUGUUUUCUGUUGUUUGGCCAUUAGCACCUCUAUUUUGUUACUUGAUAAACACAAUUACUUUCAAGGCAGACUUAUGGAAAGUGUUAAACAUUUAUAAACCAUCUAAUAUUGCCUUGAAUCUUUUCUCACCACAUACACAUCAUCAUAUGCAUGCCAAUUUAAAGAAUUUCUUUUGGAACAAGAUUUUAAUCAUAAUGAUUGGAAUUAGUGGUACUAUUGCCAUGACUUUAACAUUUAUGUACCGAUCAUGUUAUUUACCAGGUGUUGGUGUAGUUACCACUGUGUCAUCAACUUGGUAUUUGAACUCGCCUUUGAGUCAUCAUUGGACUACUAUCUUGUUAGUGAGUAUGGUAUUUGAACAUGUGGUGCUAUUGUCAUUCCAUCUCGUACGCAAAAUUAUCAUUGCAUCAGAAGAAUCCACUAAUGGUUGCUUUGUUCCCACCAGAGUGGAAACUCUUUCCUCCUCCGAUAUUACUCCAAUUACAACCACCAAGAGUACCGAACUGUUAGGAGAUGAGGAGAAGACUACCAAUAUACCAACUGCUGAGAAGAAGAACAACACAGAAUUAGUUUCUAAGUCACAGGACAAAGACAGCAAACCACACGCGACGACGACGACGACAACGACAAAUAAUUUAUCUGUUGUUGCUCCCGGCACGACGGGAAAGCUUCGUGAUUUAUCCAAAUCCUCCAUAAUCACUGGAAUCACGAUGGAAGCAGAUGAAAAUAGUGUUGCUGGUGCGACCUUACCUCAAAUAAUCCCUACUUCCAAGAAUUACCAUUUAAGAUUUGAUGAGGAGGGCAAUCCUCUCACAUGUGAGAGUCACACCAAUAUACCUAUCACGGAAGUUCCCACGUCCACGACACCCUUACCCAAGAUUUCCAUUACUGAUUCCAAGACGCAAGAACCAUCCGCCAAGGAGACCAAGUCCAUGCCCUGCCUCACCGUUGAACAACCACCACCACAACCACCACAACCAAGUAGUAAGAAUGUGACGCCCUCGGUGAAGUCCGUCAAGACAGCCAAGACGGAGCACAGUCACCGUGCGUCGUCCUCGAUUGUUUCGUCCUCUCACCUACGCCACCAUACGACGUCCACGACUACGAGCAAGACGAGACCCAGAUCGACGAUUGCGAGGGACACGCCCAAGGAACGGUCUGCCUCGGCGGAGGGUUCGAGCAAGAGCAUGUCUGCUGUGACAGGCGGGAAGGUCGAGAAGAGGGAGAAGAAGGGUCUGUUCCACAAGCUGAAGAAGAAGUUGUGA
Molecule: messenger RNA, 2613 nt
Organism: Naumovozyma castellii
Lineage: Eukaryota; Fungi; Ascomycota; Saccharomycetes; Saccharomycetales; Saccharomycetaceae
Gene: IST2
Product: Ist2p
Exons: 1
Coding region: 1-2613 (870 amino acids)
Source: RefSeq, a predicted model, not a curated record